CAUGGAGGCGCUGCGGCGCGGAGCCCGAGCGUCCGGCAAGGCGAGCGCCCAGGCGGCGUCCCUGGCCGACGUCCUGAGGCUUCCGGAGAGGCAGGCGACGGGGCUGCUGUUCCCGCUGCGGGAGGUGGCGCGGGCCGUGGCCCCGGAGGCGGUGCCCGCCCCCUUCUGGACGUUCCGGCCCAGCCUGCGGGCCGUGGCGCGGGCGGAGCGCCUCUUCGUCCCUUCCGCCCGCCGCCCCAUUCGCUUCGCCAGCUCCGCCGUCCGCCUCGACCACGCCCCGACGCCCGCCCACCCCGAGGUCUGCUUUAUCGGCAGAAGCAACGUUGGAAAGUCGUCCUUGCUCAAGGCUUUGUUUUCACUGGCCCCCGAGGUGGAAGUCAGAGUAUCCAAAAAGCCGGGGCACACAAAGAAGAUGCAGUUUUUCCACGUUGGAAAGUGUUUUACAAUCGUCGAUAUGCCAGGUUAUGGCUACCGAGCACCCGCAGAUUUUGUCGACAUGGUGGAGGCCUACCUGAAAAACCGGCAGAGCCUGUCAAGAACAUUUUUGUUAGUGGAUAGCGGUGUAGGAAUUCAGAAAGCAGACUACACUGCUAUAGAAAUGUGUGAAGAAUUUGCAUUACCUUAUGUGCUGGUGUUAACCAAAAUCGAUAAGGUUUCCAAGGGCUACUUAAUAAAGCAGCUGUUCCAGAUCCAAGAGUUCGUGAACAAGCACACCCAGGGAUGCUUCCCCCAACUCUUUCCUGUGAGUGCUGUCACCUAUUCUGGAAUCCACCUGCUGCGUUGCUUCAUCGCAGAUGUAACGGGAAACCUCCCCCCAGAUGUUCCCCAUGCCCACAUGGAGGAGACCGCUGAGACCAGUCACCCUGAACAACUUGACACGUUGUAGGUGUGGUGAGGGUCACCCUGGACCCAAUCUGCUGAGAGAACCACGUGGGCAAAGCAACCCAGCCAGCAGCAGCGAAGUAGAGCCACUGCCAUGAGGCGACACAGGCCCGGCCCUCAACUUGGAGUCCUUAAAAUGGCUUAUCUAGGCCCCAAGGUUCGUGACUUGGCAGUUCCUAACCCCGAUCUUGGAAAAGUGGCAACCGACUAAUCCACUGAGGGACAGCUGGGAUGAGUUUCAGCCACUCCCUGUCACUGUCCCAUUUCCCAGGCAGUCUGGACUCCGGCUUAAGGCAACAAAUAAAAAUCCACAUGGCUUCAGUCCUGAUGGUACAGUCUCAA
Tachyglossus aculeatus (Australian echidna) is the source of this 1224-nucleotide messenger RNA. RefSeq names its product GTP binding protein 8 (putative) (gene GTPBP8). NCBI's taxonomy places the organism in Eukaryota, Metazoa, Chordata, Mammalia, Monotremata, Tachyglossidae. The transcript is spliced from 6 exons. The coding region runs from base 2 to 886 and encodes 294 amino acids. Gene Ontology annotation, molecular function: GTP binding. Gene Ontology annotation, cellular component: mitochondrion. The record is from RefSeq and is a predicted model, not a curated record.